AAAAAACCAAAUUCAUCUGUUCUGGUAUACUCUCCAAUCUCUUCACAAAUUGGAAAAGCGAAAUCCCAGUAACUAAUUCACAUGAGCUAAUGAUUCACAGUACAUUUCCCACCUAAAUCUCGUGAUUAAACUGAUUAUCCAAAACCCCACUGCUCAGAAGCCUGUGAAAAUUCGUGCUUCCAUGGCGUCAGUGUCGCCGUCGCCGGCGGUCACUGUUCUCUGCUCUACAGGAAUCGCUCCGAGAACCAGAGAGAAUCACCACAACAGGAGCGGCAGCCACGUCAUCAGCCCCAGCAAAAAGAGGAACCAGAAAUUGAGUAAAAAUGGCGGCGGCGGCGGUGGGUUGGGGAAUGUUGUGGAGGUGGUGCAGAAAGACGUGGCGUUUCUGAAAGCAGGUUUGGGGAAAGGGUUGCAAUGGGCGAACAAGGCGUUUCGGAUCCCGGAGGUGUCGAAAUCGGUGGAGGAUUUUAUAUGGCUGCGGAAUGUGGAGGAUCCACAGGCGGCGGCGUUCGCUCCGCCUCCAUCCUGGCCUCAGCCUUACUAUCCAGAGAUUUCUGGAGUGGAUUUGUUUAUGUCCGACCUCAAAGCGUUGGAAGUGUAUUUUGGCUAUUUUUAUUAUCGAUCCAAGAUGUGGACGAAGCCUCUUCCUGAAAUCUACGACGCAGAGGAAGUUGCAGAGUAUUUCGCAUUGAGGCCUCAUGUAGUUGCUCUCCGGCUUCUUGAGGUCUUUACUGCCUUUGUUUCCGCUACAAUCAAAUUAAGGAUCUCUAGUAUCAGUUCUGCUGCCGACGAGGAUUCUCGUGAAAAGGCUUCUGAAUACAAUUUUGGGAUAGUAUUAAAAGAAACAAUGCUAAACUUGGGCCCCACUUUUAUAAAAGCUGGUCAGUCCCUUUCUACAAGGCCAGAUGUAAUUGGUUAUGAAAUCUCAAAGGUACUGUCGGAACUUCAUGAUCAAAUCCCUCCUUUCCCUCGACCUGAAGCUAUGAAGAUUAUUGAGGAAGAGUUUGGUUCUCCCGUGGAGACAAUUUUUAGCUAUUUUUCUGAGGAGCCUGUAGCUGCAGCUUCGUUUGGACAGGUCUACAAGGCAAGUACUUAUGACGGAAUUGAUGUUGCUGUGAAAGUUCAACGUCCUGACUUACGCCAUGGUGUUGUCCGAGAUAUUUAUAUUCUCCGCAUAGGGUUAGGGAUUUUGCAAAAGAUACUAAAAAGAAAAAACGACCUUCGUCUGUAUGCGGAUGAACUUGGAAAAGUCUUGAUUGGGGAGUUAGAUUACAACUUGGAGGCUGCGAAUGCUUUUGAAUUCCUGGAAGCUCAUUCUCGCUAUUCGUUUAUUUGUUUACCGAAAAUAUUCCCGCAUUUGAGCAAGAAGAGAGUUCUGACUAUGGAAUGGAUGGAUGGUGACAGUCCGAAUGACUUACUAUCUGUGUCUUCUCAGGAAUCCAACAAAAAGCUUCUUGAUCUGGUUAAGAAUGGUGUGGAGGCAUCACUGGUUCAACUUCUCGACACUGGCCUAAUGCAUGCUGACCCACACCCUGGAAAUUUGCGUUACAUAUCCCCUGGAAAAAUAGGGUUUCUUGAUUUUGGAUUGGUUUGUCGAAUGGAGACAAAACACCGAUUUGCAAUGCUUGCUUCAAUUGUUCACAUAGUAAAUGGCGAUUGGACAUCCCUUGUGAACGAUUUGACUGAGAUGGAUGUUAUAAGGCCUGGAACUAACAUAACGCGCUUCACCCUGGCCCUCGAAGAUUCCCUUGGGGAGUUGAAAUUUAGCAAUGGAAUGCCAGAUGCCAUGUUUAGUCAGGUACUGAGCAAAAUAUGGUCUGUAGCAAUAAAGUAUCAUUGCCGCAUGCCACCUUACUAUAUACUUGUCUUGCGUUCUCUGGCAUCUUUGGAAGGAUUGGCAGUAGCAUCGGAUCCAACGUUUAAGACAUACGAAGCUGCAUAUCCUUAUGUUGUUCAGAAGCUUCUUCUUGACAAUUCUGCCGCCACCAGGAAAAUAUUGUAUUCGGUUAUAUUCAACAAGAGUAGAGAGUUUCAAUGGCAAAGGCUUGCUGUCUUCUUACGAGUUGGAGCAACUAGGAAAGUGAUGCAAACUUUGGUGCCGUUAAAUAAUCGAACUUCUCUUUCUCAAUCUGGAAAUGGAGUUGGCCCUGAUGCCAAUCUUGCAAACCUGGCUUUGAGACUCGUAGUGUCUAAAAAUGGCCUCGUCUUAAGAAGACUUCUAAUGACUGCGGAUGGAUCUUCAUUGGUAAGGGCACUCGUUUCGAACGAGGCAAGUUCUUACCGGCAACAGCUCGGCAAGGUCGUUGCCGAUAUACUGCACCGUUCGAUGUGUGAAGCCUUGGGGAAAGCUCUCAAUCUCGCAAUAGCAAAAACCCCACAAGUAUCUUCAACCGAAAACGAAUACGAAUCCAUAUUGAGAGACCGUCGAAUUAGAGUUAUCUUCUUUAAAUCCUUAAAUUCUGUCAAGAAAAAUCCCAUGUUACUGUUCAGGUUCUGCUGCGCUUCGUUUGCUUUGUUCUUCGUGGCAUCGGCUGUGGCUUGUCACAGGGUGUCGAUUGCAAUUGCAGAGGCUUAUUUGGACCGGUUAUCGUAUAAUUCGAAGAAAAUUGCGGUGGCUGCUGUAUAAGGUACUACAUGGUUGGAGAGUUCUAAUUAUAUACAGUGAUUGUAUAAUAAAAUGUUAAAUCUUUGCUCUACAAUGAGUGAUGUAAAUGUGUAUUUUAAAUUUAGGUUCUCUUUGUACCCCUAUAUUAUCAUUAGUGUCGCAUAUACCCCAUGUACUAUAAAAUGCGACAAAGUGGCCCCUGCCUGUUAAACUAUGUCAGAGAAUCCGUCCAUUUUCAAAGUUGAUCGACUAUUGCACUAGAUGUUGGACAAUUCCGGAGGAAAAUACCCCCAUGGUUGUGUUUAAAAAAUGCGCAUCUUUCUUUCUCUUUUGUACUCAAUUUACUCUCAAUUUUUUUUU
This is a messenger RNA of Erythranthe guttata (spotted monkey flower), 2965 nucleotides long. RefSeq names its product Protein kinase superfamily protein (gene ATATH8). Gene Ontology annotation, molecular function: protein kinase activity; ATP binding. Lineage: Eukaryota; Viridiplantae; Streptophyta; Magnoliopsida; Lamiales; Phrymaceae. The record is from RefSeq and is a predicted model, not a curated record. Gene Ontology annotation, biological process: protein phosphorylation.